This is a messenger RNA of Saccostrea echinata, 912 nucleotides long. RefSeq lists its product as uncharacterized. The transcript has 8 exons. The record is from RefSeq and is a predicted model, not a curated record. Bases 31 to 909 code for a protein of 292 amino acids. Lineage: Eukaryota; Metazoa; Mollusca; Bivalvia; Ostreida; Ostreidae.
GGUAAUAGGAAGUCUUAUUCCACAGACAGGAUGAAAGCGAUAUUUGUUGCUACAUUUGUUCUGAUGAGCUGCAUGUUUGCAAGUGGAUGUCGCCAAGACAGUGAUUGUAGCUCCCAGUGUCACGGAGGCCAACAUCCACACUGUUCUCACUACAGCUACCAUCAAAGUUCAUGCCAUUGUUACGAAUGCACUGAAGACAGCCAUUGCCAAUGCCAAGCAGGAGAAACAGGCAAGUGUUUGAAGGACACCCACCACCAUCGAUAUUGCCAAUGUCAGGCUCCCAGGUGUUUAGUAAACAGUGAUUGUCAAUGUCAUGAAAACGGAAAACAUCCCUACUGCUCAGGACACUAUCAUGUUUGUCAUUGCUACGACUGCACCAGAGACAUCCACUGCCAAUGCAAAGCAGGAGAAACAGGAGAGUGUGUGAGGGACCGUAGUGACCAUCAUCUAUACUGCCAUUGUCAGGCUACCACUUCAACCACGACCAUUACCACUCAACCACUGGUGCAAUUAAAAUGUAGCAAUCACAAAAUCAGUGUCAUCGAAUCCAUCGCAGAAAAUGUUCAUGUGGAGGACAGCAGAGCGUCGCUGUGUCCCAUUAAUAAGAAACACCAAUCGUCUGAGGCCUACGUCAUCCACAAAUGUAACUCUACAGAGAGGAGCUCCUGGAUGCGGGGUUUGUCGGUACACUCUUCAUGUAAAUCAAUUUUACCAUACACACCUAUUUCCACGUUCUUUGACAAAAGCACAAAUAUGGCGGGAUUUUUCAUCGACUGUACAGAAACGGGGACAGAAUUCAAAAUAAAGAUUGCGGCCCAGACGUGUACUGAUGCUCCAAUGAUCUUGAUAUUAGAUGAGACGACUACUCCUCGUGUAUCAGAUUUCUAUACAAUAAACCAACAUCUGUAGCAA